AAAAUUAUUGUACUUAAGGAGCUCAUGAAAUAGUCCAGGACCUCCGUAAUUUCGAAUUCGGGAUACCCAUAAAUCAUUGAACACCACUUGAAAUAUUCCAGGACCUCCGUAAUUCGAAUUAAGGAUAUCCAUAAAUCAUUGAACACCACUUGAAAUAUUCCAGGGCCUCCAUAAUUGGAUUUCAGUAUAUUGACUGCCAAUAUAAUAUUAUUUUGUCAGAACUGUGGAACAUCUGUUGUUGCAGACCAUUCCAGUAACUCCUAGGAAUCAAGCCGUUCUUUUUAAUAAAGAAUUCUAAAAUUUCCCCGCACUUCCCUAUUUAAGGAAAGCUUUUCUGGCACAUGAAAUAAUCUAAGAUGCCCACUUCCCUUAGGCUAAUUGUUAGCGUUAAUCCAUCAAUAAAAUUUAAAUCCCACUAAUUACAUUCAUUAUCAAUAUUACUUAAUACCGUAAAAAAUUAAAUACCACCAGUUCAAUCAAGUUAUUUAAUAAACAACAUGGCGCAUGGGAGUUCCUAGCAACAAACAAUUGAUCUGUGACUAUUUUAAAUGUCAUUGAUAACUUAAAAUAUAUUUUCAUCCUAUAUGUUUAGAAAGUGAAAUUAAGGAUUAAAUGAAACGGGAUGAUUUGUCUGCGACGACCGACUGUAACUCGGUAUUCAGGAUGAAAGCUCUUGAAAUAACCGGAGAAAAUUUAGAGGAUCUUUUAGCCUAUGACGAUUUGUUUCUGGAUUAUUUCAAUGCAUUCCUGUCUCUCCCUGUAUUUCCACAACGCCUCACGUACAAUCGUUUGACUGGUGCCUUUGAAGAAUCUGAUAUAAAUGAAAGGUCAAUCCAUAGUAGUAGUACCCGUGGUAACAACAGUGAUGGUCUGCCCUAUGGACCAACAGACGAAGAAAGAGAGCGAUUGUUAGAAUGGGCAAGAACUGACAGACUGCCACUUUUCCUCAGCACUCAACUAUUCAGGGAAUUUAAAUUAUGUAAAUUAUUAUUACGUCCACUGGACGACCGAUACUCAGCAAGUCGUGGCUCUAGUCAACAAAUCCGAGGGUAUAGUCGGCAGUCAGAAAGUUAUGUUUCUAGUUUAAGUAACAGUGCUGAUAAUAGUGCUCAUGAUGAGAUUGACGAUGAUGACUUUGGCUUUGGAGAGGGACAGUAUCGUUACUCUGCACUGUUCCCUUACCAGAGACCAGGAAGUAGAGCAUAUAGUGUUCCAAACAGAAUUUAUUUAGGUUCAGAAACAACAUACAGAGGAAGUACCAAUACAGAAACACAACAUUCUCAGGAAAAGGCUAUAAUUAAAAGUGCUACACAUAGAAAGAAGAAACUGAAAGAUGGAAAGCCAAAUAGUGAAGCCAAAGAGGGUAAAGCCUCUGUGAAGUUUGAAAAUCCUGGAGAUGAUGUCAAAAAAUUACAGUUGAAACAAAAAAAAUAUACCUCAGAAGCAGAAGAAGCAUUUCUACGACAUGCAAGGGUUUUGUCGGCCCCUGUUAACUAUGAAGAUUAUAUGAGACACCCACUGUUCGGAGAUUUUGACUUCCUGUUUGGGGAAGAAGAACCUGAUCCAAAUGGUCAAGUUUAUGUCACAUUUGAGGAUGAACGAGGGAGUGAAGAACAGACUGAAACAGAUGUAAAGAACUUAGAAGGAAGGACAAGAAUGUCUCUUCAACAGCUUAAAGAACAGAUUUUGGGAACACAUGAAGGAAUGGAAGGUUUUAAAGAAUUCCUGAGUAACACAGCUGGUUAUGCAUUAUUAAAUUUCUGGCUGGACUGUGAAUAUUAUAAAGAUGCCAUGGAAAACUUUGAAGAUGAGAGCAGUAAUGAUAUUAGAAAUAGAUUAUUUAGGGACAUACAAGACAGAUAUAAAAUGAAUUUAACAAUUGAUGCCAAAAACAGUAUAGCCAAAGCAGCAAGUAAUGCUAAUCUAAGCCAUACAGUAUUUAUCCGAACUCAGUACGAUGUGCUAAGGCGACUGAGGGCAUACUGGGUACCAAGAUACCUCAUACAUGUUGAGAGGGAACUUAGCCUUAGCCCUUAUGCCAACAGAUUAGAAAUACCUAAACAAUCAGCGAAGACAUUUACUCCAUUUUUUCCUUCAAUCUCAUUGGUCAGUUCCAUGCCAGUGUUACCUGAUGAUGUCCUAACCUUUUCCAAAACGAAAAAUUGGGAGCAUCUUAGUCAGGGUGGUCGCAGACUCGAUUCCAGGAUAUCGUCUGCUAAAUUUAAGAUCGGACAAGCACCACCACCCACUUCACAGAGACGUGUACUUGCACAGUUGAGAUUUGGCUUAGAUAGGUUUCAGAUAGCACUGGCUACAGAUAAACUUGCAGGCGGACCCUUUCAACAUUUCUUAACAAUGCAAGAUAACAAACUUUUGUUGUCUAUGUUGCUGUUCUGGCAGAGUGUUACAGAAUAUGGUGCUGCAGAAGAGAGGUCAGCUGACAGAUUAUUACGCAUGUGCCAUGCCUGGACAAUUUACAAUAACCACAUAGCUCCAAACAGUUAUCAUUAUAUAGGUUUUUCUCCAUCAGAACAGGAUGAAAUUCACAAACAGUUACUUAACGCUACAGACUUUAUAGAGGCUUCAGUAUUUAACAGUGCUAAACAAUAUGCUAUGUCUAGGUUACAACAGGCCUGGAUUAGAUAUCUCAAAGAGGACCUUAAAGGAUUCUUAGAUGCCCAUGUAUUAGCUAGAGGGUUAUCUCCCCCUCCUACAGCAGAUGUGAUAGAAAUAACAGUAUUAAAUGACCAGUUAGUGAUAUCGAGACCUGACCCUUGGGUCAGAAGCAGAAAGGAUUCACCGUCUGUGUCAAACAUUUUAAGCAGAGUUCCAACCACUGAAUCACAGAGAGCCAAACGUUUAAAAGAUGCCUUUCAAGAUGAUAUUGAUUCAGAAAAGAGGGCUGAGCUUCGUAUGUUAGCUAGACUACGAAGAAAAGACAUGGAAAGAGAAAGGCGGAAAGCAAUUAGAAAUGCAUACAGGAGAGUUAGAGAGGCAAAGAAAAAGAAAGGGUCUGCUGAGAAAGAAGAAGGGGAAGAAGAACUUGAUGGAGACACAGAAAACAAAAGUCCUAAACCUCCACCACCAUUUUCUGAAAUGGUAGACAAUAGAAGCAUUAUGAAAGCAUUUAAGAAGCACUUACAAGAAGCAGAUGACAAGGAAAGAUUUUUUAUGAUCCAGUUAUUUCAUGAUGUUGAAAAAUAUUUAAGUUAUGGUGGCAGUAAAAGUGUGGCAAAAAAGAAAGAUGCUCAGGCUACUUUAAUUUAUAAAACUUAUGCAGAUUCUCAUGGGAAGAAGAAAAUAACAUUUAAUGAGAAACUUCAGUCCAAGUUUUCAGAGAGACCGAAAACACCAACAUUAAAAGAAAUGCAGCAUUAUAUUCUACCUAAAAUAGAUGAAGUUUUUAAACCUUAUAUUCAAGAUAAGGCAGCAGAAAAUGGUAUGGAACCAAGAGAAUUUCUAAAUCUAUCUCAAGCAGAGCUUUCACUUAGGCUGGAUACUAACUUAGCUGUGCCUAAUUGGAAGAAAGGCAGAAAAGGAAAGACAGAGGAAACUGAGGAAAGUCCAGAUAAAGAUAAAUCCCCUGAGGGACCCCCUGACAAGCCUCCUGAUGGGAAAGCCCCUAAAGACUGGAAAUUUGUACAAAGAAUGAGAGUGCCUCAGGAUAAACCAUGUAUGACUGUUGAUAUGUAUACUCAUGGCGAAUUACAAAAAAUGGGUGGUCGUAAAGUUAGAUUUGCUAAGGAAGCACAAGUUAAAACUGAGGAAUCAGAGGAUGAUAUAUGGGGCGAGGAUGAGUCGCCUGUUCCACGACGUCCACAAAAGGUGGAAUCACAUUCUCAGAUGACUGUUCGCAGGGUUGUACGGAAGUCGAAGACUGGUAGGGGUCAUCCAACGAAAGAGGAUAAAGAGGAGUUUAAUAAAGGAUUGAAACAGGCUGCUGCUGGAAACAUGACGCUACACAUGUUGUAUUUCUAUAAAUAUCUCCUAAAACACGGUGAAGAUGAUGGAAAAGAUAAAGACAAAGACUUUUUCUUCUACAUUGAAAGUCUUAAGUUUAAGGAAUGUAGUCAACCAUAUGCUGAUGAAGAAUUGUUAAGAAGAAAGGUUCAGUCUAUAUUAGAUUGUUUUCUAGAGUCAGCUAUCACACCUACUUUGCAGAUUGAUAUAUCAUCAGCUUGUCAUGAGAAAACACUUAAAGCAGCACAGAAAUACCUCGCUGGGAAGGAGGUUGUAGCAAGUAUAUUUGAUGAAGCUAUGGUACAAGUUUAUCCAGACCUACUUGGUUACUGGGCAGGAUUUAAAAAGACCUUUACACCUCCUGAAGAUCCAAACAAACGUCCAAUAACAAAAUAUCAAAAAUUACUGAAAUCGAGAUUAGAAAAAAUAGAUGGUUUCCAACUGCCAUCACAGAUAUUUCCUCUUCCUGCUAUACCAGAGGGCGCUAUACAGGCAUACAGUUUUUCUCUAGCAGAUGGAGUCAAAUGGAGGGAACUGUCUAAUAGUGAAGCAGGAAGCUUAAUGGGAAGUCCAACGGGAGACCAUUCCGAGGUUAAUACUGCAGUAUCUAUGCGCCGUCCAAGUAUUGUUGGCACUAGAGAAUCAUCUCGCAGUAAAAAACAGAAAACUAACACUCGUUUACAAUUACCUGGAAUUCAACCUACAACAGCUGGAGAGAGUAUAGCAUCUUCUGGAUUGUAGUAAAAAUUGUUAUAUUAUAGGAGAACUGUAAUAAUUUGUGAAAAAGUGUCCUUUAAACUUUAAUACAUGUAUUUUUUUAGUCUUUAAGUAAAGAAGCACUUUGGAGGGGGAAAAAGUUUUUUUAGAGAUCUAGGCCCACAUUUAAUCAAAUGUUUAAAGACAAAAAUCACAAUUUUUCUUUGAUUUAUACUUGGUCAUUUUCUUCCUUUUUAUGGUUUUGUUAACUAAAUAAACAAACAAGUGGAUUUGUGCAAAUCUGUUUUUGAAAAGCCUGUUAUACAAAAAAGUGUGCUCAGUAGACUUGGUAUUCAAUACAUAUAGCAUCCUGAAACAUGACGCAUUUUUUAAUUCACAUUUUAAAUAAAGUGAUGUUAUAGUAAGGUGAAAAUCGUGAUGAAAUGUGUCAGAGAAAAUUGAUGGUUUAAUAGAAACCCACAUAUAGCUACAUGAAACUCGAAACAUUUUUUAAUUCACAUUUUCCAUAAAGUGAUGUUAUAAUAAGGUGAAAAUCGUGAUGAAAUGUGGCAGAGAAAAUUGAUGGUUAUUAGAAACCUACAUAUAGCUACAUGAAACUCGAAACAUUUUUUAAUUCACAUUUUCCAUAAAGUGAUGUUAUAAUAAGGUGAAAAUUGUGAUGAAAUGUGGCAGAGAAAAUUGAUGGUUAUUAGAAACCUACAUAUAGCUUCAUGAAACUCGAAACAUUUUUUAAUUCACAUUUUCCAUAAAGUGAUGUUAUAGUAAGGUGAAAAUUGUGAUGAAAUGUGCUGGAGAAAAUUGAUGGUUAUUAGAGAUCUAUAGUAAUUAAACAGUAUCAUUGUAAAAAAGUAUUUGAAAUUGAUUGAGUUGAUAUUUUUUUUUUUACUGAAUUCUCAUAUUUAUUGCCAUAUUGAUGAAGCUAUUAUUGGAAUAUAUCUCCGACUUUAUUUUACAACUACUGGUACCUUUUUUUUCUAAGACUGUCAAGGAACAAUUCAAAGUUUAUUAGGCUUUAAUUUAGCAGUUUAUUGAAAAGUGAUCCUAUUUUCUUUAUAUAGAUACAAUACUUCUUCAUUAAAUUUAAUGUUUGAAAUCCUUUUAUAAGAUGAGGGCAGGUUAUUAACAUUUUUUAUUAGUUUUAUGACCUGUACCACUUGUGAUAUGAAACGACUGUGAUAUUUUUUUUUUUAUAUACAAUUGUGUUUUGUAUAACUGCUAAUUAUUUGUAUAAUGUUAUUGCUCAAAGCUGUAUGUUUGUAUAACAGAAGAUUGUUAAUUCUUAUUUCAAAUUUUAAAUAUCUGUUGGCUUCAUAUUAAAAAGUUAAAACUU
Mytilus californianus (California mussel) is the source of this 6007-nucleotide messenger RNA. RefSeq lists its product as uncharacterized. The record is from RefSeq and is a predicted model, not a curated record. The transcript is spliced from 29 exons. Gene Ontology annotation, biological process: regulation of signal transduction. Gene Ontology annotation, molecular function: G-protein alpha-subunit binding. NCBI's taxonomy places the organism in Eukaryota, Metazoa, Mollusca, Bivalvia, Mytilida, Mytilidae. The coding region runs from base 613 to 4701 and encodes 1362 amino acids.